UUUGACGCUACGAGAACGUGCAUAACCACAAGGAAGUGAAACUGCAGUUUUUACUUAAUUUAUAAACACUUUUAUGGAUACAAGAUUGGUUUGAGUUUUAUUGGGAGUGUUUUAGUGACACGAGAUUUUCACAAAAUAUAAGGACACAGCGGUGAGCAAGUCUGAGCUGUAUCGGCAAUAUGUCUGCGCCCUGUAACAGUACACAUUGAGUGAAGGACAUGUGGAAGCGUGUGCAUGUGGUGUCACUGAGAAUCUGCUCGAAAGAUCUACAGAAGACAUGGAGCGCAUGGGGAUACAGGCUCUGUUCAUCGGCUCAUCCUCCAGCAUCAUCUAAUAAACCAUCAACACAGCCCAGGACACAAGCAGAGAAAGCCAAACGUAGACGAGAGAAAGAGAAGACUAUACUGAGUAGUGAUGUUAAUGACGUUGUACCGGUCUGGUCGGAAAAAGAGAAAAUAAGAUAUACAGCUGCCCUAUUACCAGGAGAGAAGAAAGACACCUCCCUGCCCUUCCCACAGUCCUACAGCCCAGAAUAUGUGGAAUUUGGCUGGUAUCAGUGGUGGGAGAAACAGGGAUUCUUCAGCCCUGAGCAGCAUGGUAAACAGCCGCAUGCGACUGAUAAAUAUUUCUCCUUUUGCAUUCCUCCACCAAAUGUGACGGGUAAUUUACAUCUCGGACAUGCUCUGACAGUGGCUAUAGAGGACGCCUUGGCACGCUGGCGUCGAAUGCAGGGCUACAAGGUGCUGUGGGUUCCAGGCUGUGACCACGCUGGGAUUGCAACACAGUCAGUGGUUGAGAGGAAGCUGUUACGAGAGCAUGGAAAGCUGAGACAGGACUACAGCAGAGAGGAGUUCCUCAAAGAAGUCUGGAGAUGGAAAAACGAGAAGGGGGAUGAAAUUUAUCAUCAGCUGAGAAAACUGGGUGCGUCUCUGGACUGGACCAGAGCUUGUUUCACAAUGGACCCGGGUUUCAGCAGUGCUGUGACAGAGGCUUUCGUAAGACUGUGUGACUCUGGUCUCAUCUAUCGCUCUGAAGGUUUGGUCAACUGGAGCUGUGCAUUAGAGUCGGCCAUCUCAGACAUAGAGGUGGAUUCGAAAGAGCUUUCAGGCAAAACAUUUUUGUCUGUUCCUGGCUAUCAGCAGAAGGUGGAAUUUGGGACGAUUGUUACAUUUGCAUAUCUGUUAGAGGGACAGGAAGGAGAGGUUGCAGUGUCAACCACGCGACCGGAGACAAUGUUGGGAGAUGUGGCCAUUGCUGUGCAUCCUAAUGACCCUCGAUAUCAAGAUCUUCAUGGCAAAUACUGUCGGCACCCGUUUACAGAUCGAUUGUUACCCAUUAUCGCUGACACUAUGGUGGAUAUGAAAUUGGGGACAGGUGCUGUUAAAGUGACCCCAGCUCACGACCACACUGACUUCCUGCUAUCCCAAAGACACGCGCUCCCACGCCUCACUGUGAUUGGAGGAGAUGGAACUAUGACGUCACUUUGUGGCCAGUGGCUAGAGGGAGUCAAACGCUUUGACGCCAGAGAGCGAGUGAUCAGUGCACUGAUGGAGAGGAAGUUAUUCAGAAACAAGCAGAGUCACCCCAUGUCAUUACCAAUCUGCAGCCGUUCUGGAGAUGUCAUUGAACCGCUGCUGAAGAGACAAUGGUUUGUACGCUGUCAAGAAAUGGCACAAAAAGCAGUUCAAGCAGUAGAAGAUGGGGAGCUACAGAUCAUUCCUGAGUUUUAUACAAAAAUGUGGAGGAACUGGCUGUCUAACAUCAGUGAUUGGUGCAUUUCUAGACAACUUUGGUGGGGUCAUCAGAUACCAGCCUAUCGAGUGACACUACAAAACUCUGUUGACCCAGAAGAGGAGCUGUGGGUUUGGGGCCGAACUGCUGCAGAGGCUCGGGAACGUGCUGCUGUGAAGUUCGGAGUGAAUCCGGAUCACAUCACGCUCACACAGGACCCAGAUGUGCUUGAUACCUGGUUUUCUUCGGCUCUUUUUCCAUUCGCCAUGCUCGGCUGGCCCCAGCAGAAAGAAGACCUGAAACAAUUCUACCCCAACUCCAUUCUGGAAACAGGAAGUGACCUCAUCUUUUUCUGGGUGGCCAGGAUGGUGAUGCUGGGCAAGGAGUUGACUGGCCAGCUGCCCUUUAGACAGGUGCUCUUUCACUCUUUGGUGAGAGAUAAAUAUGGGCGGAAGAUGAGUAAAUCUUUAGGAAAUGUCAUUGAUCCACUGGAUGUUAUUUCAGGCGUCUCUCUGGAGAGACUUCAAAAGAAAAUCAAAGAAGGAAACUUAGAUCCGAGAGAGAGCAUGGUUGCCAUGGAAGCGCAGGAGAAAGAUUUCCCUAAAGGUAUUCCAGAGUGUGGGACGGACGCUUUGAGGUUUGCUCUCUGCUCUUACAAAGCCCAGGGAGACGACAUCAGCCUGUCCGUGUCCCACGUGUUGAGCUGUAGACACUUCUGUAAUAAGAUGUGGCAGGCGGUACGCUUCACCCUUGCUGUGUUGCAAGAGGCGAGUUCACCUGCAUCAUUAGCAGAGACACAUCCGGUCUCCAGCAUGGACAGGUGGAUAUGUUCAAGACUGUACAGCACAGUUCGGCAGUGUGAAGAGGCUUUUGAGAGCUACCAGCUUCACACCAUUACCUCUGCACUGCAUUCCUUCUGGGUCCACAGUCUCUGUGAUGUCUACCUGGAGAGCAUCAAGCCCGUGCUAAAACAAGAACCCUCGGACAGCAAUGAGCAGAAGGAGAGAGAGAGACAGGUGGCCAUGUCUGUGUUGUAUCACAGUGUGUCUAUUUCUCUGUGUCUCCUCUCGCCCUUCAUGCCUUUCCUCACAGAGGAGCUGUGGCAGAGACUCUUGCCUUACAGCGCCGACUCCAUCAAAAACCCCACCAGCCUGUGCGUGCAGCCCUAUCCAAAGUCCUCACAGUUGGAGCACUGGUAUUUUCCUGAGGAGGAAGCAGAUUUCUCUUUGGCUCAGGAAGUGGUCAGAGUGGCGAGGUUACUGAGGGCCCAGUGCCAGAUGACGAAAGAAAAACCUGACUUGUGGGCAGUGUGUGCACCUGAUCAAGCUCAGACCCUUCUGCACUUCAGAUCUGCUAUCUGCACCCUGGGUCGCAUCUCAAAGCUGCGUCUGCACUGUCCAGAUGGAGGUUUCACGGACUCACCUCCACCCAAGGGCAGUGUAGGGGUGGUGGAUCAUUCCAUUCGCUUGUAUCUCAGUGUUCAGACUGGUAUUAAUGCUGACAAACAGCGAGCAGUCCUCUGUCAGCGCAGAGAAAAGCUGGCCAACAAACUCAAGCAAGCCAUCUCUCGCACACUUAUGCCCAACUACACAGAGAAAGUUCCUGAUCAUGUCAGGCAAGAGAUGGAAAAUAAGAUUGCAGCCAUGGAGGAGGAUCUGAAGAACAUUGAGGAUCAACUUUUGGAUUUGGAACACAUGAAGAAACAAGACUGAUCAUAGACACAUGGGAAGCAAAAACUAAAAGCAACCCACUUACCAAUAGGGACGUUUUGGUGUCUUGUAUAGCAAUAAAUGGUGGGUGUAUCUUCACAGAAUGUUUGUAUUGAUGUAACAUGAAUGUUAAAUAAAUUAUUUAACACAUUGUUUUCAUUAAACUAUAUUUGUCUAAUUUAUAUCAAAUUAUGUAAAGUCCAAAUGAUCUCCCUGAAAAUAAAUUCAUUGAGAAAACAACACCCCAGUUUAAACGCCACAUUAAGCACUUUUCCACCAUCGCGCCAAAUUGAUCUUGUUGCUGAAUCUUUCCACUUCUUGCCGAUCCUUGCCAGCCGGUACGUAAAUGGUUUAAUUUUCCUCCAGGGCUGAUAACGGAAAUCUUUAAAAUAUAAACACAAACGCGUCACACGCUGCCUUGGUAACUCAAGAGACUGAGCUAUAACGUCUCUGCACACGUUCCCAGCCAAGAGCAGUUUGUAAUCGUGACGUAUCAAACAAGGGCCAAGUGGAAACUAACUGUUUCAGACCGUGCUUAGAACUAGUAGCGAUGUUAAUCGCCACCCAAAUGCGUAGGGCCCCACUAGCUUGGGGGGGCCCUAGUGGCCACAAGCGGUUAAAUUAUUUGAUGGUUUGAUGCGCUGCAACGAAUAAGUCAAACGCAGUGCAUAACAGACAGAUCUGUCUCGGUCGAAAAACCAAUCAAAACUUCUGAUUCAGCUAGGAGGUGGAUUAGCCGCACUGUUACCCUCGGCCAGUUAAUUUACCGGAACAACAUUCUUUAUGUGGAGUCCUUCCAAUAAAGUCGUGGUGGAGAUAAGAUUUGGCUGAAAUAGAGUAAAGUGACACAGCGGAGUGUCAAAAUGUGAUUUUAAAGAUGUCUUAAAAAUGAUUGCCCUCUGAUAUUGUGAAUUAUAUUUUUCUGUUAUUAGAGGUGUCUGCUAAAACUGUAUGAUAAUUAGACCCUGGCUCCAUAUAGCGUUAAAAUAAAACUUUUAUAGACAAAUGGCAUACAAAAAGCUGAUUUUGAGACCAGUGGCUUGAAGAGGUUGCUGGUAGGGUUUGUCAACUUGGUAACAUUUGCCUGUUUUUUAAAGCAGUAGCUUGUAGAUUUGUGUUUUGCUUUAAAUUACAUUAAUAGGACUAAUGCAAUUGUUUAAUUGCCUAGUCUAAGUCUGUAUGUAGUUAGGGUGCAUUCAUAUUUCUAGUUUGGUUCUUUUGGUCCGGACCACAAAAGGAAAAAAGUAGUCCUGGUACACUUAGUGUUCAGACUUUCAUUUUAACAGCAAACCAACAGAUAUCGAACCUAACAACAAAUACAGUUAAAGACCUAGGCGUUAUAUUAGACGGCAACCUGUCAUUUAAAAAUCACAUCUCAAAUAUCACAAAAACAGCCUUCUUCCACCUUAGAAAUGUUGCCAAAUUACGAAAUAGUUUAUGUGUUGCAGACGCAGAAAAGCUUAUUCAUGCAUUUGUGACCUCACGGCUUGACUAUUGUAAUGCUCUACUUAGUGGUUGUCCUGUAUCAUCGAUAAACAAACUACAGUUAGUUCAGAAUGCAGCUGCCAGAGUUCUUACUAGGUCAAGAAAAUACGAUCACAUAACCCCAGUUUUAUCAUCGCUUCACUGGCUACCCAUUAAGUAUCGCAUUGAUUUUAAAAUUAUUUUAAUUACUUACAAAGCCCUGAACGGUUUAGCACCUACUUACUUAACCGAGCUUUUAUCACGUUACAACCCAUCACGCUCGCUGAGAUCUCAAAACUUAGGACUUUUGACAAUACCUAGAAUAACAAAAUCCACCAAAGGUGGACGAGCUUUCUCAUACGUAGCACCUAAACUCUGGAAUAGCCUUCCUGAUACUAUUCGAGGGUCAGACACACUCUCCCAAUUUAAAUCUAGAUUAAAGACACAUCUUUUCAGCCAAGCUUUCACUUAAUGCAUAGUUAAUGAACAGCAGCUACGCUAAUUAUUCUCUUUAUUCUCUUUCCGCCUCUGCCUCGGGAUGCCCAUCCCGAGGUAGGAAGAAGUUCCACCAUGUCCAGACGACCGACAGAUGCCCAUCCCGAGGUAGGAAGAAGUUCCACCAUGUCCAGACGACCGACAGAUGCCCAUCCCCAAUUUGAGAUUACACCAGAUACAGCUGCAGACUGACUGACCAUCCCAGCUCCAUCUAAGGCAAUUCCACCAGCUGCCAAGAGAAAUAUGACCAUCGGACCAUCCCAGCUCAGACCACUACAUCCCCAACCAAGAGCAAAGACGGACUAUUUGUCUUAUUAAUGCUGAAGUUACAAUAUUUGGUAUUAAAUGCUAAACUAAAAGCACAUGUCACCAGUCUGAGUGCAGCUAUGACACGUCAGAGGGGAUCUGGCCCUCCCGGUUGAGCCUGGUUUCUCCCGAGGUUUUUUUCUCCAUUAAUCAAUCAUUGGAGUUUGGGUUCCUCGCCACAGCAGGGCAGUGUUGGCCUGCUCACCGGGAGACUGCAUUCAUUCAUUUAUUUAUUUAGAAAUUAGAUGUUAUUUAUUAGAAUGAACUUACUCGUUGUAUAAAUACCAUGCACUGUGCUGUGUUUUAACUUUUCUGCUUUUCCUGUUUGCCCCUGUAAAGCUGCUUUGAAACAAUACACAUUGUGAAAAGCGCUAUAUAAAUAAACUUGAAUUGAAUUGAACAGCUUGUAAAAUCACAACCUGAUUGAACAGCUUUUAUUAAUUGUGUUUUAAAACGGAACUCUCCAGACAUCCAAAACAAUGCUGUGUGCACAGUGGUACAUGGGUUAUACAUGCUCAGUGUAUGCCUGUGCAUAUAAGGGUAUUUUUGAGCAAGCGGGUAACUCGCGAAAACCUCAUGAAGUGUUAAAGGCACAGAUCUAAUAAACACACCUUUUAUAUAACCAAA
This is a messenger RNA of Triplophysa dalaica, 6332 nucleotides long. RefSeq names its product valyl-tRNA synthetase 2, mitochondrial (gene vars2). NCBI's taxonomy places the organism in Eukaryota, Metazoa, Chordata, Actinopteri, Cypriniformes, Nemacheilidae. Gene Ontology annotation, molecular function: valine-tRNA ligase activity; ATP binding; aminoacyl-tRNA deacylase activity. The transcript has 30 exons. Gene Ontology annotation, biological process: valyl-tRNA aminoacylation. Gene Ontology annotation, cellular component: cytosol. Bases 219 to 3443 code for a protein of 1074 amino acids. The record is from RefSeq and is a predicted model, not a curated record.